Alosa alosa (allis shad) is the source of this 1288-nucleotide messenger RNA. It is a transcript of the gene hoxa11b, whose product is annotated as homeobox A11b. Gene Ontology annotation, biological process: anatomical structure development; regulation of transcription by RNA polymerase II. NCBI's taxonomy places the organism in Eukaryota, Metazoa, Chordata, Actinopteri, Clupeiformes, Clupeidae. The coding region runs from base 226 to 1074 and encodes 282 amino acids. The transcript has 2 exons. Gene Ontology annotation, molecular function: DNA-binding transcription factor activity, RNA polymerase II-specific; RNA polymerase II cis-regulatory region sequence-specific DNA binding. Gene Ontology annotation, cellular component: nucleus. The record is from RefSeq and is a predicted model, not a curated record.
AAACACACACACACACACAUGGCUCCCUCCACUUGAACAGAGGAAUAUGUCAUUUUCUGCCCGUGGUCACGUGACCGCUCGCCCUGUGAGAUGGAUGGAGAUGGAUCUCCACGUCAGCUCGCGUCUGAAAAUUUCAGCUGCGCGAAUAUGCUUCAAAGGCACAGCAGCAACAGCAGCAGCAGCCGCGCCGGAGCGCGUGUGUAGAGCCCGGCCAAGCCCCGAGCCAUGAUGGAUUUUGACGAGCGGGUGCCCGUUGGGUCGAACAUGUAUCUACCCAGCUGCACGUACUACGUGUCCGGGACGGACUUCUCGAGCCUCCCGCCGUUCCUGCCCCAGACCCCGUCGUCCUGCCCCAUGACAUACUCGUACUCGUCCCCCAGUCUCCCGCAGGUCCAGUCCGUAAGGGAGGUCUCCUUCAGGGAAUAUGGCAUUGACACAGCCAGCAAAUGGCACCACCGGGGAAAUCUGUCCCACUGUUGCAGCGCGGACGACGUGGUGCACCGGGACUGUCUAUCGAGCCCCGGGACGCUGGGGGAAAUGUUUGCAAAAAACAACUCGGUUGUCUAUCAUUCCGCGCCCAGCCACACGUCCAAUCUAUACGGCGGCGUGGGCAGGAACGGAGUCCUACCGCAGGCGUUUGACCAGUUCUUCGAGACCGCAUACGGCAGCACAGAGAGUGUGUCAACGGAGCAGCCGGUGGACAGGACCGCCAGCAAACCACCGCCUGCACCGGAGUCCGGCUCGGACACGUGCCGGGAAACGGGGGAGAAAGAGCGGCGCGAGGAGAACAGCAGCCCUGAAUCCUCUUCCGGCAACAAUGAGGAGAAAUACAGCGGCGGCAGUGGCCAGAGGACACGGAAAAAGAGAUGUCCAUACACAAAGUACCAGAUCCGGGAGCUGGAGAGAGAGUUCUUCUUCAGCGUGUACAUAAACAAGGAGAAGCGCCUUCAGCUCUCCCGGAUGCUAAACCUCACCGACAGGCAGGUCAAGAUUUGGUUUCAAAACCGGCGGAUGAAGGAGAAGAAGCUGAACCGGGACCGGCUGCAGUACUACAGCGCGAACCCACUGCUGUGAGCCACGAGCUGUGAGCGCGAGAGGCCCGCGCUGGGACAGCAGAGACGCGAUGGUUAAUUUCAAGUUCGCGGCUGUGGGCGACAUUCCGCCCUUCGGACUCCAAACUGCAACUGGAAUCAGAAUUUCUCUUCACAGCUCAGUUGUGAUGCCCCUUCGUGCUCUGAACUAAAGAAAAAAAACAUUAUUUGCAAUGUGUCGUGUUCCACGGCAGGGC